Trichechus manatus latirostris (Florida manatee) is the source of this 2874-nucleotide messenger RNA. It is a transcript of the gene CDKAL1, whose product is annotated as CDK5 regulatory subunit associated protein 1 like 1. Lineage: Eukaryota; Metazoa; Chordata; Mammalia; Sirenia; Trichechidae. Gene Ontology annotation, cellular component: endoplasmic reticulum. The transcript has 13 exons. Gene Ontology annotation, biological process: tRNA methylthiolation. The record is from RefSeq and is a predicted model, not a curated record. Gene Ontology annotation, molecular function: tRNA (N(6)-L-threonylcarbamoyladenosine(37)-C(2))-methylthiotransferase activity; 4 iron, 4 sulfur cluster binding. The coding region runs from base 970 to 2580 and encodes 536 amino acids.
AAUAGAUUGUUCCUUGAUUUGAGUUUCUCUGAUGUUUCCUCCUGAAUAGAUUCAAGUUAUGCAUCUUUGGCAGGAGUAUCACAGAAGUAAUGCUGUGUUCUUCUCAGUGCAUCCUAUCAAGUGGCACAGGAUUUUGAUUUGUCCCAUUAUUGGUGGUGUUGACUUUGGUCAGUUGAUUAAGGUGUGGUGUUAGUCAGGUUUUUCCACUGUAAAGUUAUUUUUUUCCUGUGGUAGUUAGUAUGUGUUUUGUGAGAAGAUACUUUGAGACUAUGUAAAUUUCCUAUUCUUUAAACUUUUACCCUUCUCACUCUCCUAUACUCCUCACCUCCUGGCCCCCCCACAGGAAUGCCCUUCUCAGCCCUCCAGGCUUCCAGCACUGCUCUUGGCUGCCCCCUGUGGAGACGUUCUUCUUAAACCACACUGGGCUACCCUCCUGCAUAGACACCAUCUCCACCCAAUUUAUGCUCUGACAACAGACACGGGGCUACUGCCACCACCUGCCCAAUGUGGAUGCCCUCUUCGCCUUCCAGGGGCUUCCAUACCUAGGCAGCUACCCUUCCCUGCAGAUGCCGUUUCAUUGCUCCCUCGCUCCGACACCCCAUAUGCUGGGCUGUCCUCACUGUUCUUGUGCUCUGAUGCUCUAGGCUGGGCUGCCUGUCAUAGUGGAUGCUCUCACCCUGCUCAGACUCUGACACCUCCUUUCUGGAUGCCCUCCUAUCUCUCAGGCCCUAAUACCCCAUGCUGAGUUCUCUCCUGCACAGAUGCCUUCCUCAUCCUGCUCUCAUGAGCACUCUCUUCCACCUGGAUGGUCUCUGAUACCACCCUUAGGCUGCUGCCCCACCUUCUCUCAGCACAAUUGCCCGACUUGUUUAGCCUCACCCAGUGGCUUUGCUGGUGUAGUGAUUAAACACUUGGCUGCUAACUGAAUGGCCCGUGGUUCGAACCUACCAGCCCUUCUGCAAGAGAAAGAUGUGGCAGUCUGCUUCCCUAAAGAUUACAGCCUUGGAAACCCUAUUGGACACUUCUGCUCUGUCCUAUACGGUCGGUGUGAGUUGGAAUCGACUUGAAGGCAACGGGUUUUUUUGUUUUGUUUUGUUUAAUGGCUUUGUACCCAAUGGUAGAGCAGAAAAUGCAUCAGACGCAGAUUUAUGGCUCCUGAAUAGUUGUACUGUAAAAAACCCAGCUGAAGACCACUUUAGGAACUCAAUUAAAAAAGCUCAAGAGGAGAACAAGAAAGUAGUGCUAGCUGGUUGUGUUCCUCAAGCCCAGCCUCGUCAGGACUACUUUAAAGGACUGAGUAUCAUAGGGGUUCAACAGAUAGAUCGUGUGGUUGAAGUUGUGGAGGAAACAAUUAAAGGUCACUCUGUGAGACUGCUGGGUCAGAAAAAGGAUAAUGGAAAACGGUUGGGGGGAGCACGAUUGGAUUUGCCAAAGAUUAGGAAGAAUCCACUGAUAGAAAUCAUUUCCAUCAAUACUGGGUGUCUCAAUGCUUGCACCUACUGCAAAACUAAACACGCCAGAGGAAAUUUGGCCAGUUAUCCAACUGAUGAACUAGUAGAUAGAGCCAAACAGUCUUUUCAAGAGGGUGUUUGUGAGAUAUGGUUGACCAGUGAAGACACGGGGGCUUAUGGCAGAGAUAUUGGCACCAAUCUCCCCACACUACUGUGGAAGCUGGUUGAAGUGAUUCCUGAGGGAGCGAUGCUGAGGCUGGGCAUGACAAAUCCACCCUAUAUUUUAGAGCAUCUGGAGGAAAUGGCAAAAAUCCUUAAUCACCCCAGAGUCUAUGCCUUUCUGCACAUACCAGUCCAAUCUGCCUCUGACACUGUGCUCAUGGAAAUGAAAAGAGAAUACUGUGUGGCUGACUUCAAAAGAGUAGUGGAUUUUCUGAAAGAGAAAGUUCCUGGAAUAACUAUUGCUACAGACAUCAUCUGUGGUUUUCCUGGAGAAACAGAUCAAGAUUUUCAGGAAACAGUGAAACUUGUUGAAGAGUACAAAUUUCCAAGCCUCUUUAUUAACCAGUUUUAUCCAAGACCAGGAACUCCUGCUGCAAAAAUGGAACAAGUUCCAGCACAAGUGAAAAAGCAAAGAACGAAAGAUCUUUCUCGGGUAUUUCAUUCUUAUAAUCCAUAUGAUCACAAGAUUGGUGAAAGACAACAAGUGUUAGUAACAGAAGAGUCUUUUGAUUCCAAGUUUUAUGUUGCACACAAUCGAUUCUAUGAGCAGGUAUUAGUGCCAAAGAACCCUUCACUCAUGGGGAAAAUGGUCAAAGUGGACAUUUAUGAAUCAGGAAAGCAUUUUAUGAAAGGGCAGCCAGUAUCAGAUGCCAAAGUCUACAUGCCAUCCAUCAUCAAACCAUUAGCAAAGGGAGAAGUCUCAGGUUUAACAGAGGAAUUCAGAAAUAGGUGUGGGAAUCACUUGAGUUCACUCUCCCACACCUCUGCUGCCAUUGAGCGAGGUUUGGUGAGUUCCAGGACAGUGCCGCAGAUGCAGAGGCUACAGGAAGACUGCGCACUGAAGAUCUCUGUGGGCCUGGCUCUGCUGGCUCUUCUUUUUGCUUUUUUUGUUAAGGUCUUUAAUUAGAACACAACUGAAUGAAGUGCCUGAGAAGAAGAAUAACUUUCUAAUUAAAAUUCUCAUUGAGCAGGAAAGCAGCCACAUCAGCUCUCAAAGGGCAAUAAUUUGUACUGGUCCCACUGCCUCCUCUUCAGCCACACUUUUUAAUGAGGCUCACCCUGUCUCACAUUGAGCUGGACCCAUUGGUUAUUUGACCUAAAACCUAAUAGCAGCUGCCAUGGCAUAUCUUUUCAAUUAAGCUCAUUUUGAUUUAUUUUUAGCAAGAAAGUGCAAGUAGUUGCUUUUUUUUUUUUUAAUCUC